UUCCUGAUCAUGUGACCCGAUGAUGUCACACCAGUUGUAUUAUCUGCACAUAAUUCCGACAAACGUUAUAAAUGAUUAUCAUUAAGACCAGUCCAGUUCCGGCACAUUCAGCUUUAUCGUGCUAACAGGGGUCCGCCUUGAUGUAGGGAAAGAAGGAAAAGAGAAUUUUUUUAGAGCUAUGAUAAACUAAUUGGAACAAGAAAUAUUGAGAUACUUUAGGAAACUACUUUUAGUAACAACUAAUACCGCAUUGGGGAAAAAGUACUAGUCACGUUUAAGGGAUAGUUCAACCAAUAAUGUAAACUUAAAGGAAACUGGUGCUUGACCCUGCCUCUAUUUGUGACCAUGUUUUUUAAUAAAUUCUGAUCCAGAUGGAUCCACCCACCUCGUUACAUCAGCCCUGUAACAGUUUUUAUGCCUGUAGAUUCAGAAUAAUUUCAAAAACUAUAUUCUUUUAUAAAGCAGAGAAAGGCUUGACAUUCAGGCUCGACAGUGAAGCCUUCGAUGUCGAAAGCAUUUUAACAGCUGGCAAACUAAUUUUGCACCAAUAUCUGUACCCUAUUCGGAUUUCAGAGUAAAAAUAUUUGUACAUUUUAAGCUCUGAAAUGCAUUUUUAUCACUCGCCAUUGUGACAACUCUCCAUCAGGUAGUAGUAGCCUAAAGAUUUCAGAGGCAAUGUGGAUUAACGUAAUUGACAAAUGCAGUCCGCCACAAAUUCAAACCAAUUGAGAAAUCCUCAGAAAAGAACCGCUUUGAAAAAGCAAGAAAAACAAGCAAAGUGACAAAUUAAUAUUGUUUAACAUAUUCUAGGAAAACAAAAACCUUGGGACAAACCAGGCUCAGUUGGGGCCAGGUCUUCUUUGGCAGAACAACCGGCCCUUAACUUUAGUUCAAUUUUAAACGCAGCCAUGUCAGAUUGUCUAAAGGACUUUUUGAUAGUUUUUUUGUUUUGUGUCUGUGUCUGGUUGCGGUGAUCUGUCCAUGGGGCUCAUCUGCCAGAGGUAACAUAUACAGAGUAAACAAUAAUGGGCCAAGAACUGAACCCUGUGGAACUCCGCAAUUAAGAGGUAUAGUGGAGGACGUCUGAUGACAAUACGAACAUUAAAACAUCUUUAAGACAAAACCAUUGUAAGACGUCUCCAAACGUCACACGGUCUAAGCUUUUUCCCCUUACGUUACUUUUACUUUUGUACUUUAAGUAGUUUUAAACCAGUACUUUUACUUGAGUAAAAAGCUUGAGUUGAUACUUCAACUUCUACAGAACCCUUUUUAAACCCUAGUAUCUAUACUUUUCCUCGAGUAAAGAAAGUGAAUACUUUUGACACCAGGGAUAAAGAUGUUGAGUGGAUGCUCUCCACACAUAGUACAUGUUCAUUAAGUUUUUUUUCUUUAAUUGCGCUAAAUGCCAGCCCUAAGCCAUUGAGAUGUACAAGUACUUACAUAAAAACCUAUACAAAGCAGCCAGAAAGAAAAACAUCUGAUGUACUGUCCAAAGACCAUAACUUUGCAAAAAGAUGAGCACUGAUUCCAGAGGAGGAGCCUUUCUAAACUACAGAGGAGAGCAGAGUAAACGUGCAUGUUGUGACAUGUUAACAAGAAGUUUUAACUUGCAAUAUAUAAGUACUGUACAGCACAGCACUGUAGGACGAAGAACAAAGACCUACACACAUUACCUGAACCAUGAGCCGAUGAAGGAAGAUGGCAUCUUUUAAAGAGUUGCUUGUGGACUCCCUGAGAGAGCUGGUAGAAGUUGAACUGAAGGAGUUUCAUUGGCGCUUAAGGAAUGCAUAUCAUAUAUCAAAGGCUGAAAUGGAGAAGGCAGAUAUAUUUGACACAGUAGAUAAGAUGGUGGUGAGUUUUGGACCAGAAGAAGCUGUGAAAAUCGUGGUAGACAUCCUGAAAAAAUGAAGCAAAAUGAUCUGGCUGAACAGUUGGAGAAUGAACACAAGCAAGCUCAGGCUAAGAGCAAUAUGAAAAUACCUGUUGCUGUUGGAGGUAAUUCACAACAUAUCUGGAGUAAAUAUCAAAGACUGUCUGUAAAAGGAAACAAGAAAAUAUUACACAAGCAGCAAUUACAGGGAUGAAGAAAAUAGAAACAGAUAUAGAAAACAUGAAAAACAUUAUUAAUGAUAAUCUGGUAUGAAAAUAUUUCUCAAAUAUGUUAAUUUUUUCCCCUCAACAUUUAUUACAGAGCCGAAAAACUGUUUUGAAAUUCACAAAACAAACAUGAAGAAGAAAGUAGAAUAUAUUUUUGAGGGUGACAAAGAAAAUAAAGCACAACUCAAGGCUGUUUACACAGAUCUGUUCAUCACAGAGGGAGAUAUGAAAGAUGUCAAACAUGAGCAUGAGAUUCUGAAGAUUGAUGAUGCUUUCAAGAGCAAAAAUACACAGAACAAACCAAUCCACUGUAAUGAUAUAUUUACCGAACUGAGUAAAAACAAUGAGAAAAAGAUUGUGCUGACCAAAGGAGUCGCUGGCAUUGGAAAAACCGUCUCUGUGCACAAGUUCAUCCUGGACUGGGCAGAAGGAAAAUCCAAUCAAGAUAUACACUGUGUGUUCCUGAUUCAGUUUAGAGAAAUCAAUGUGAUUAAAGAAAAAGAAGUCAAUCUCCAUGAGUUUCUGCUGAAAUUUUAUCCUAAACUGAAUGACUUGGAGAAAUCAAAGCUAUAUAAGGAAUGUAAGCUAGCAUUUAUAUUUGAUGGACUUGAUGAGAGUCGACUGAAAUUUAACUUUACAAGUAAAACAUUGGACACUGUUGAGGAAAGAGCAUCUGUAGAUGUGCUCAUUACAAGUCUGGUCAAAGGGACUCUGCUUCCAUCAGCUCUUGUCUGGUUGACAUCACGACCAGCAGCAGCCAAUCAGAUUCCUCCUCAGUAUGUAGGUUUGUUCACAGAGGUGCAAGGAUUCACUGACCAACAGAAGGAGGAGUACUUCAGAAAGAGAUUCACAGAUGAGAGUCUGUCCUCCAGAAUCAUCUCACACAUUAAGAUGUCUCGUAGUCUCUACAUCAUGUGCCACAUUCCUGUGUUCUGCUGGAUCACAGCCACAGUACUUCAGGAUAUUCUCACUGAGAACAAUGAAGAGAACAUCAGCACAACACUCACUGAAAUGUACAUUCACUUCCUGAGGAUACAGAUGAACAUAAAGAGUCAGAAAUAUGAUGAACAACAAGAAAGAGAAUGUUCAGAACACUUACAAUUAAAUAAAGAGAUGAUUUUGAAGUUAGCCAAGCUAGCGUUUGAACAGUUAAAGAAGGAAAACAUUGUGUUUUAUGAGAAAGAUCUGAAAGCAUGUGGUAUUGAUGUGAGUAAAGACACUGAGCUCACAGGAAUGAUCACUGAGAUCUUUAGGAAGGAAGUUGGACUUUACAAGAGAAAGGUUUAUUUUUUUGUACAUCUAAGUGUUCAAGAGUUCCUCGCUGCAUUGCAUGUGUUUAUCUGUUACCUGAACAAGGACAAGGAACAGCUUCAGUUUUUCUUUGAGGGUUCACAAACUAGUCAUAAAAAGCUUACAUUUCAUUUUAGAAAGGUCAAAUUGCAUGACUUAACAAAGAGAGCCACUGAUAAAGCAAUGCAGAGUAAAAGAGGGCAUCUGGACCUUUUCCUGCGGUUUCUGAUGGGAAUUUCACUAGAAUCCAGUCAAAACCUGCUCAAAGGCCUGAUCACACACACUGAAGACACCACAGAGAGCAUCAGAAAAGUAAAUGCACACAUUAAAAAUUUACAAAAAAUAGACAUGUCAGACGAAGCUUCAGUCAACUUAUUUUACUGCUUACUUGAGCUCAAAGAUAAUUCAUUAUAUGAGGAAAUCCAGAGUUACCUCAGUUCAGAUGAACAUCCAGGAAGAGAUCUCUCAUCUUCAAUGUGCACAGUGCUGACCUACAUACUACUGAUGUCAGAGAAGAUGCUGGAUGAGUUCAACCCAAAGAUGUUCACAUCAUCAUCUUUCAACUACACAAGACUCAUUCCAGCUGUGAGAUGCUGCAGAAAAGCCCUAUUUGACGGAUGUGGUUUUGAUAAAAGAUGCUGUGAAACUGUGUCUUCUGCUCUACAAUCAUCAAACUCUCAUCUGAUAGAGCUAAACCUGAGCAGCAAUCACCUGCAGGAUUCAGGAGUGAAGCUGCUUUCUGAUGGAUUAAAGAGUCCACACUGUCAACUGAACAUACUGAGGCUGUGUAGCUGUGAUCUCACUGCUCAGUCCUGUGAAAGUUUGUCAUUAGCCCUACAAUCCUCAAACUCUGUCCUGAGAGAAUUGGACCUGAGUAACAAUGACCUGCAGGAUUCAGGAGUGAAGCUUCUUUCAGAAGGAAACUCUAAGCUGGAGAAAUUAAGAUUGUCCAUCUGUAAUCUCAAUGCACAGUCUUGUGGGACUUUAUCAUCAGUUUUACAAUCAUCAAACUCUGUCCUGAGAGAACUGGACCUGAGUAACAAUGACCUGCAGGAUUCAGGAGUGAUGCUUCUUUCUGAAGGACUGAAGAGUCCAAACUCUAGGCUGGAAAUGUUAAGAUUGUCCAUAUGUAAUCUCACUGCUCAGUCUUGUGAGAGUUUAUCAUCAGUUUUACAAUCUUCAAACUCUGUCCUGAAAGAACUGGACCUGAGUAACAAUGACCUGCAGGAUUCAGGAGUGAAGCUGCUCUCUGAAGGACUGAAGAGUCCAAACUCUAAUCUGGAGAUACUGAGGUUAUCUGGCUGUAUGGUGACAGAGGAAGGUUGUGGUUAUGUGUCUUCAGCACUGACUUCAAACCCCUCACACCUGAGAGAGCUGGAUCUGAGCUACAAUCAUCCUGGAGAUUCAGGAGUCAAGCUGCUCUCUGAAAAACAGGAGGAUCCAAACUGCUCACUAAAUAAACUCAAAGUUGAUCAUGGAGGAGAAUCCAGGAUUACUGCAGGACUCAAGAAAUAUGCCUGUUUUUUUACACUGGAUCCAAACACAGCAAACAAGUAUCUCAGUCUGUCUGAGGAGAACAGAGAGGUGAAGUGUGUGAAAGUGAAACAGUCAUAUCCUGAUCAUCCGGACAGAUUUGAUCACUGGCCUCAGGUGUUGUGUGGAGAGAGUCUGUGUGGGCGCUGUUACUGGGAGACUGAGUGGAGUGGACACGUGUGUAUAUCAGUGUCUUAUAAGAGCAUCAGCAAAAAGAGAAUGGGUGAAGAGUGUGUCUUUGGACGCAAUGAUCAGUCCUGGAGUUUGUUCUGCUCUCCUGAGAGAUACUUAUUCAGACACAGUAACAUAGUGAAUUGUCUGCCUGUGAAGCCCAUCAUGAUCAGAAGAGCAAGAGUGUAUGAUAUCUCUAGAGUAGGAGUGUAUGUGGAUGAGAGCGCAGGAACUCUGUCCUUCUUCAGCGUCUCUGACACAAUGAGACUCAUCCACACAGUCCAGACCACAUUCACUCAGACACUCUGUCCUGGGUUUACUGUUUAUUAUAAAUCCUCAGUGGUGGAAGCUGCCUCAUCUUCACUACCUUUGAUGGUGGGGUGGCUUGGCAUUCCCCAGGUGGAGAGCGUGGUUGCAGUGCACCUGUGCACUUGGAGGAAAGGUCCUCAUCUACUAAGGACAAUGGCGUCUGUUAAAGAGCUGCUUGUGGACUCACUGAAGGAACUGAGAAAAGCUGAACUUAAGGAGUUUCAGUGGCGCUUAGUGAAUUUACAUCUUGAGCACCUAUCAAGGUCUGAAUUGGAAAAGGCAGAUAGAUUAGAAACAGUAGAUAAAAUAGUAAAAUGUGUUGGACCAGAAGAAGCUGUGAAGGUCAUGGUGGACAUCCUAAGGCUGAUGAGCCAAAAUGAUCUGGCUGAACAGUUGGAGAAUGAACACAAGCAAGCUCAGACUGAGCGCAAUAUUAAGACAUCUGUUGCUGUUGGAGGUGAUUCACAACAUAUCUGGAAGCUGCAAAGCUUUUUUGAAACUCACAAAAAAAACAUGAGGAAGAAAGCAGAAUGUAUUUUUGAGGGAAACAAAGAAAAUAAAGCACAGCUCAAGGCUGUUUACACAGAACUUUUCAUCACAGAGGGAGAUAUGAAAGAUGUCAAUCACGAACAUGAGAUUCUGAAGAUUGAUGAUGCCUUCAAGAGCAAAAAAACACAGGAUAAGCCAAUCAAAUGCAGUGAUAUAUUUACAGAACUAAAAAAUGAAAAAAACAAUGAGAAUGAGAAAAAGAUUGUGCUGACUAAGGGCAUCGCUGGCAUUGGAAAAACUGUAUCUGUGCACAAGUUCAUGCUGGACUGGGCAGAAGGAGAAUCCAAUCAGGAUAUACACUGUGUGUUCCUGCUUCCAUUCAGAGAGAUUAACUUAAUGACAAAUGAAGAUUUCAGUCUCCACGAGCUUCUGCUGGAAUUUUAUCCUGAACUGAAGGACCUGAAGGACCUGGAGAAAUCAAAGCUGUAUAAGCAAUGUAAGAUAGCAUUUAUAUUUGAUGGACUUGAUGAGAGUCGUCUGCCUCUAAAUUUUAAAAGUAGAUCAUUAAACAAUGUUAAGAAAAAAGCAUCUGUAGAUGUGCUCUUUACAAGUCUGGUCAAAGGAACUCUGCUUCCAUCAGCUAUUGUUUGGGUGACAUCACGACCAGCAGCAGCCAAUCAGAUCCAUCCUCAGUAUGUGGGGUUGUUUACAGAGGUGCGAGGAUUCACUGACCAACAGAAAGAGGAGUACUUUAGAAAGAGAUUCACAGAUGAGAGUUUGGCCUCCAGAAUCAUCUCACACAUUAAGAUGUCUCGUAGUCUGUAUAUCAUGUGCCAUAUUCCUUUGUUCUGCUGGAUCACAGCCACAGUACUUCAGGAUAUUCUCUCUGAGAACAAUGAAGAGAACAUCAGCACAACACUCACUGAAAUGUACAUUCACUUCCUGCUGAUACAGAUGGACCUGAAGAACCAAAAGUAUGAUGAACAAGAAGAAAGAGAACGUACAGAGCACUUACAAAUAAAUCAAAUUAUGAUUUUAAAGUUAGCCAAGUUAGCAUUCGAACAACUGAAAAAGGAAAACAUUGUGUUCUAUAAGGAAGACUUAAAAGAAUGUGGUAUUGAUGCGAGUAAAGACACUGAGUUCACAGGAAUGAUUGCUGAGAUCUUCAAAAGGGAACACAGACUUCAUGGAGCAAAGGUCUUCUGCUUUGUGCAUCUGAGUGUUCAAGAGUUUCUUGCUGCAGUGCAUGUGUUCAUCUGUUACCUGAACAAGAACAUGCAGGAGCUUCAGUUUUUCUUUGAUGAGCCAAAAGAAAAUGUCACAUUGGAGGAGUUACUGCAGAAGGCCAUUGAUAAAGCAAUGCAAAGUAAGAGAGGACAUCUGGACCUGUUCUUGCGGUUUCUGAUGGGAAUUUCACUGGAAUCCAGUCAAAUCCUGCUCAAAGGCCUGGUCACACAGACUGAAGACACCACAGAGAGCAUCACCGAAAUAACUGAAUAUAUUAAAGAAAAACAAAACAAUAUAUCAGAUGAAGCUCUAGUCAACUUAUUCUACUGCUUACUUGAGCUCAAGGACCAUUCGUUAUAUGAGGAAAUCCAGAGUUACUUCAGUUCAAAUGAACAUCCAGUAAUAGAUCUCUCAUCUUCAAUGUGCACACUGCUGACCUCAGUACUGCUGAUGUCAGAGAAGGUGCUCGAUGAGUUCAACCCAAAGAGGUUCACAUCAUCUCCAGCAGACUACAAGAGAAUCAUUCCAGCUGUGAGAUGCUGCAGAAAAGCUCUACUUAAUGGCUGUGGUUUUGAUGAAACAUGCUGUGAAACUGUGUCUACUGCUCUACAAGCAUCAAACUCUCAUCUGGCAGAACUGAACCUGAGUAACAAUCACCUGCAGGAUUCAGGAGUGAAGCUUCUUUCUGAUGGACUGAAGAGUACAAACUGUCGACUGAACAUACUAAGGCUGUGUGGCUGUAAUCUCACUUCUCAGUCCUGUGAAAGUUUAUCAUCAGCUCUACAGUCCUCAAACUCUGUCCUGAAAGAGCUGGACAUGAGUUACAAUGACCUGCAGGAUUCAGGAGUGAAGCUGCUUUCUGAUGUACUAAAGAGUCCAAACUCUAAGUUGGAGAUAUUGAGACUUUCCAUCUGUAAUCUCACUGCUCAGUCUUGUGAGAGUUUGUCAUCAGUUUUACAAUCCUCAAACUCUGUCCUGAAAGAGCUGGACCUGAGUAACAAUGACCUGCAGGAUUCAGGAGUGAAGCUUGUUUCUGAUGGACUGAAGAGUCCAAACUCUAAGCUGGAAACACUGAGGUUGUCUGGCUGUAUGGUGACAGAGGAAGGCUGUGGUUAUGUGUCUUCAGCUCUGACUUCAAACCCCUCACACCUGAGAGAGCUGGAUCUGAGCUACAAUCAUCCUGGAGAUUCAGGAGUGAAGCUGCUCUCUGAAAAACAGGAGGAUCCAAACUGCUCACUGAACAAAUUUAAUGUUGAUAAUGGAGGCGAAUCCAGAAUUACAGCAGGACUGAGGAAAUAUGAAUGUUUUCUCACACUGGAUCCAAACACAGCAAACAAAUAUCUUCGUCUGUCUGAGGAGAACACAGAGGUGACGAGUGUGAGAAAGAAGCAGUCGUAUCCUGAUCAUCCAGACAGAUUUGAUGUUUGGGAGCAGGUGUUGUGUAGAGAGAGUGUGUGUGGACGCUGUUACUGGGAGACUGAGUGGAGUGGGAUUGUGGAGAUAUCAGUGUCAUAUAAGAGCAUCAACAGGAAGAUAGAUGAUGAGGAGAGUUUGUUUGGAGGUAAUGAUCAGUCCUGGAGUUUGAUCUGCUCUCCUCAGAGAUACUCAUUCAGACACAGUGACAUAAAGACUGAUCUCUCUGUAAAGCCCAUCAUCAGCAGAAUAAGAACAACAACAACAGUGCUUAAUGAUAUCUAUAGAGUAGGAGUGCAUGUGGAUGAGAGCACAGGAACUUUGUCAUUCUUCAGUAUCUCCAACAACAUAAUGAGACCCAUCCACACAGUCCAGACCACAUUCACUCAGCUGCUCUAUCCUGGGUUUGGUGUUUGGUCUGGAUCGCUGAAACUGUGUUGAUGAAUCAAAAGAUACCGAGCAGAGAUUCUACCCAUAAUGCUUUGAGCUGUGAGAUAAAUCAGUAACGGUGUGAUGUUGAGACCAUAUUCAUGACAUUAAUACUGCAGCUCCACUUCUUUUACUGAAAUCUAUUAUGAAACCUUAUCAGAUGAAUUACAUGGAUUUAAAACGGGGUCAGAUUAAACUGUGUGAGGUAUAAAAAAAAGUGUUGUAAAAAGUUAACAACAACAACAAAAGUAAUAGCAUAUUUACAAUAUCCACAGGGAACUUGAAACAACACAAUAAAACAAGAAAUCCUAGCUGUUAAAAGCAUGUUCAGUCUUUCAGUCCAUAACAUUAAAAUAGUCUUUAAGAAUUCCAGCAUGCUGUAAAUGAGUGUCCACCAGUGUACACAACAAUUCAAAUAAAGUGAUAAAAAAAAGUGAGAUGCUGGGAUGGUAAGUCUUUAAAACAACUAAAUCCAGAUGGUGUAGCUCACUGGUGUUUGGUCAUUUUUUUCUCAAUUUUGUAUUCAAAGUAGUAUUUUGCCUAUAUUCAACAUGUCAUAUUUAAAACAUUAUUAUUUAAAAUGUAUAAUUAAACUUCACAAAAUGAAUAAGGUCAUGUGGCAAAAACAUUUUGAUACUGUGACUUGACUUGAUCCUUAGCAAAGCUCGACUUGAAUCAUUUGAGUUGAGCCACUGACUUGACUUGCUUAAUUUGUACAUGUAUUGACACAAUUGGUCAGGUCUUUUCUGUUUGGCCUCUGUUUCACUUAUUUUAGACCCCUUCGUAACAGAACAAUCGGCUAUGCAAGGAUCCAGCAGCUUUUCAGGUGGACUUUGGUCAUGUAUGGACACAGCAAAACUGUUAUUAACCCUAGAGCACAAAUGUUGAUCAUUCAAGGACUAUUUGCGAGAGUAUUUGCAUGUUUCUUUGAUCUGAUGGACUGUAUACUACACGUUAAUCAGCCGCUCAGAUCCUGACUAAUCCGCUAGGGCCCCCGGUCAUCACUCAUGGAGUUAAUGCACUAUGCUUUAUGACUGUGGGAUCUUCGCUUACUAGUGUCUCGGAGGAAGAACGUAUGCUAGCGUUGUGUCUGUGACGGAAAUGGCAGCAGCCGCAGAGUCAACAUGCAUAAUGGCGGACGUUAUGUCACAGCUGCCAAUGAUGAGCCAAGUCAAGCUUCGCUUGAUCUUCGUAAGCUGUAGAAGAGUCUCGUCACAUCACCGCAGGUCUACUAGAGUCACAUCUGAUCGGUUCAGAGGCACGUCUCGCCCUCACCAACUAUCCAGGGUCACGUAAAGCCACCACUGAUUCUCACAAGUUUAGUAGAAGUUUCAUAGAUUCUGAUUGAAGUCAUCACUGAUCUGAACGAGUUAAGUUAAGUCAGUGUCAAUUUUCACCAGUCAGGUCAAGUCAUUGCCAUUCAUCAUCUCGUAGCGGACAUGUUUGACUCACGUCACUGCUGGUCUGCCAGAGUCAAGUCACAUCUCCAAUGAGUAAUUUUUGUCGUAAUGUUCAUAAGAGACGCAGACAAAAAACUAAAACGAAAAUCUUUUGCCAUUUUUGUCAACUGAUAAAAACAAGAUGAAAAUGUUAGGGAAGGAUGAUUUGGGAUAAGAUUUAUUCAGAAUGAAUAAGGUUCGCUUUAGAUUACAGCCCACGGUUGUGACACUUACACAGUAACUACAGGUAACAUUAUACAUAACUUAUACAAGUCAAGUCAGUGGCUCAACUCAAAUGAUUCAAGUCGAGCUUUAUACAUAACUAUAUUUACGUAGAAUAAAAUGUACUAUUACUUGUGUUGUGUAUUAUGAUGUUAUAUUUAUAUGUUAUCAUGGGAGCAGCUGGAAACAAGUUUCCAGUUUUCAACUGUACUGCACUUUGACGGUUUACUGAUUCUGACAGACUCGCUGCUGAGAGGACAAUAAGCAAUGCUUUUUCAUUAGGUACUUUACUGUAAUUACUAAAUUAUAUUACUACAGUUUACUAUUUGUAUCAGUAAUUUAAGAGAUAUGUGUCACACAUGUGGACUCUUUGUUGUUGUUGCACUGCACAACGGCUGAGGAUGAGCUGAUCUUAUAUCUGGGGCUGCUGGAUCUGCAAUAGGAGCUGGAUGAUGUGGAUCUGGAAGUAGACCUGGCACCUCUCCUGUAUCCUGAGUUCUUGAUUCUGUCCAGCCAUCCUGAAUGCCUGCUGGUUCCGUCCAGCCAUCCUGAGUCUCUGCUUCAAAACUGCCCCCUAAAGACUGUUCCUCAAGAGGUCCCUCCAGUGCCCGCUCCUCGAGCACUCCCUCCAGUGCCUGUGCCACGUGUGCUCCCUCCAGUGUCUGCACCUCGAGCGCUCCCUCCAGUGCCACCGCGACUGCCAGUGUCUACCAGCCCCUACAUUUAUCCUCAGCUCACCAUCUGGUGUUUGCCAAGGGUCUGCAGGUCUCCAUCAUCGUCGUGGUUGGAGGAUCCCUCGCCUCAUCUUCCGGCCUCCGAGUCCUGGACUCCACCUCGGCCUAUAGACCCGUCGGCUCCCCCUAGGUUUCUAGCUCCCUCCUCUACACCGUGCUCCACCAGCUCCAAAAGGCCCCAUCGUCCCUCUGGCUCCGCCUCGGUCUGUUGUCGACCAUCCAUCGCCUCGGGAUUCCUCUCCUCCUGCUUCACCUGCUACACCCCCCGCCCCCCCCUGGCUCCACCGUGGAUCUUCUGGGCUGUGCUCUGGAUCCCAUGGAUCUCCUCCUGCUCCGGAUCCCUCCUGUGUCUUCCAUGGCUCCUUCCUCCAUCUGUUCCUCCUUGGACUCUGUUUGCCGACCCCCUCCUGGGGGCACAACCUCCACCAAAACCUCCCCCCAAGUCCCGCUUUUGUUUUUUUUGUGACCUACUUUUAGUUAAUUGUCUUAUCAUCUUCAGCUGUGUCUUGUUUAUUAAGCAUUUACGUUGUGUACAUUGUCCUGUUGUUUGUAUUCAGUUUGUCCGACGUCGUCUUUUAUUGCGUGUGGUUUCUGUGUCCUGUCUACCUGCCCUUAACUUUGUUGUUUAUUUCAUGCCUAGAAGAUUAAAACUGUUUAAGUUCA
Molecule: messenger RNA, 12016 nt
Organism: Puntigrus tetrazona (Sumatra barb)
Lineage: Eukaryota; Metazoa; Chordata; Actinopteri; Cypriniformes; Cyprinidae
Molecular function (GO): protein binding
Source: RefSeq, a predicted model, not a curated record